ACAUACAUGAACAUAACUCAUUUUUUUCUCUCUUUAUAUUAACCCUUUCCAUUUCUCAACAUCAAAAUUUUCCAAAACCAAAAACAAAAAAAACUUCACCACCCUUUUCUCUUCUCUUUCUUAUGGCAUCUUCAUCAACAAGUAGUUUUGAAAAUAAUAAUAAUAAUAAUAAUCAUCAAAACUCUUUGAAUGGUUUCAACAAUUUCACUUUCUCAACACACCCUUUCAUGUCCACUACUUUCUCUGACCUUUUAGCUUCUCCUGCUUCUGCUUCUGCUUCAGAUGAUAAUAACAAUUCAAGGGGUGUGCCAAAAUUUAAGUCUACACCCCCUCCUUCUUUGCCUUUGUCACCUCCCCCUGUUUCUCCUUCUUCUUACUUUUCUAUUCCUCCUGGUUUAAGCCCUGCUGAGUUUCUUGAUUCUCCUGUUAUGCUUAACUCUUCCAAUAUUUUGCCAUCUCCUACAACUGGUGCUUUUGCUGCUCAAAGCAACUACAAUUGGAUGAACAAUUCUGAGGGGAAUCAGCAAAUGAGAAAGGAAAAUUUCUCUUUUCAAACCCAACAACAAGGGCCUGUUGUUUCUGCAUCCACAACAACUUUUCAAUCAUCAACUGUUGGUGGAGUUCAACAACAACAGCAAUGGAGUUAUAUAGAGAACACAAAUCAGAAUGCUUUUUCAUCCGAAAAGAAUAUGAUACAAACUACUGAAAAUAACAACUCUUCAAUGCAGAGUUUUUCACCUGAGAUUGCUAGUGUUCAAACCAACAACACCAACAAUGGAUUUCAAUCAGACUACUCCAAUUACCAGCAACCACAGCAACAGCCAACUCAAACCUUAAGCCGAAGAUCCGAUGAUGGAUACAAUUGGCGAAAAUAUGGACAAAAGCAAGUUAAGGGAAGUGAAAAUCCGAGAAGUUACUACAAAUGCACAUACCCUAACUGUCCUACAAAGAAGAAAGUUGAGAGAUCAAUUGAGGGACAAGUUACUGAGAUAGUUUAUAAGGGUACUCAUAAUCAUCCUAAGCCUCAAUGUACGAGGAGAAACUCGUCAUCAUCUUCUAAUGCUCUCGUGGUUGUUCCUGUUAAUCCAAUCAAUGAAAUCCAUGAUCAAUCAUAUGCAUCACAUGGUAAUGGACAAAUGGAUUCUGCUGCUACUCCCGAGAAUUCUUCAAUAUCAAUAGGAGGUGAUGAUGAUUUCGAGCAGAGUUCUCACCAAAGGAGUAGAUCAGGUGGUGCUGGUGAUGAAUUUGAUGAAGAGGAACCGGAGGCUAAAAGAUGGAAAAAUGAAGGUGAAAAUGAGGGUAUAUCAGCACAACCUGCAAGUAGAACUGUGAGAGAACCUAGAGUUGUAGUUCAGACAACAAGUGACAUUGAUAUCCUGGAUGAUGGUUACAGAUGGAGGAAAUAUGGACAGAAAGUUGUUAAGGGCAAUCCAAAUCCAAGGAGUUACUACAAAUGUACACACCCUAACUGUCCAGUGAGGAAGCAUGUUGAACGUGCUUCGCAUGAUUUAAGGGCUGUGAUCACUACUUAUGAAGGAAAACAUAACCAUGAUGUCCCUGCUGCUCGUGGAAGCGGAAGCCAUUCUGUGAACAGACCAAUGCCAAACAACCCUUCAAAUCCAAACAAUGCUGCAGCCAGGCCUCUUCAGAUUCAGAGGCCACAACAAGCACCUCAAGGACAAUCACCAUUCAACCUUCAAAUGCUGCAGGGCCAAGGAAAUUAUGGAUUCUCAAGGUUUGAGAAUCAAAUGGUGCCUUACAUGAAUCAACAACAGCAGCAGCAGCAACAAAUGGCUGAAAAUGGUUUUUCUUCUAGAGCUAAGGAAGAACCUAAAGAUGACAUGUUCCUUGAAUCUUUGCUUUGCUGAAAAGAUUCUUUCAUUUUUAGUAGAUAAGGAAGGUUGGAAAUUUUGGAAAGUGGGUCUAGGAUUUUCUUUAUUUUUACAAAUAAGAUAAACUUCAUUCCAUUUAUUGCAUUUGUUUUUUUGGAGUUUGGUUUUUUCUUGUAAAGUUUAUACAGGAUGGGUUUGGUUUGGUAUACAUUUCACAACUUUUAUUUUCCAAUACACAAGGUUUUUGUGCAA
This is a messenger RNA of Medicago truncatula (barrel medic), 2084 nucleotides long. Its product is annotated as WRKY transcription factor WRKY24. Gene Ontology annotation, molecular function: sequence-specific DNA binding; DNA-binding transcription factor activity. The transcript has 5 exons. Gene Ontology annotation, biological process: regulation of DNA-templated transcription. Bases 123 to 1868 code for a protein of 581 amino acids. NCBI's taxonomy places the organism in Eukaryota, Viridiplantae, Streptophyta, Magnoliopsida, Fabales, Fabaceae. The record is from RefSeq and is a predicted model, not a curated record.